AUGGCCGCCCACACUCUCUGGCAAUAUGCUCGCCUCAAACUAAUCGUCACCCUCGUCCGUCUCCUCAACCACCUGGGCACACGUCCUCACUUUAAACCCUCCCCAACAUGCAACCGCAAACUCAGCCGUAUUCCAUCGCGCAAUCUAAACCAGUUCAUCGAUGCAUGGUUGUAUUACCCUCCCAAUCAUAACCCGUCUGAAAAGUAUGGCGUUGUGAUCAACUGGCAUGGAGGCGGCUGCAUGCUUCCUAACCUGGGCAUGGACCAUGACUUUUGCGAAAGAAUAGCCACAGGGAGCAACGUUCUUGUUCUGGAUGUCGAUUAUCGCAAAGCGCCAGAGUAUCCAUAUCCUGCUGCUCUUGAAGAUGCUGAGGAUACGCUGAGAUGGGUUAAGAGCCAGGGGCAUCAAUUCGAUCUUGAUCAUGUUGCCUUGUCAGGAUUCAGUUCAGGCGGAAACCUGGCGCUAGUCGCUUCUUCAGAACUCCGACGCGACUUCAAGAUCAAUAUCCGGGCAGUGUACGCCUUCUAUCCCGGUGUAGACUUCACCAUCCCACCGGAACAAAAGAUCGUCGCUGAACCGAUCCGUCCGUUGCCAUUCUGGUUUCAGAAUCUCAUCACAGAAGCAUAUCUCCCUAAGAUUGAAGAUCGCAAGUCGCCCAAAGCUUCACCGAUGUAUGCUGAUCCGACAUCCUUCCCUGAAAAGGUCGUGUUGUUUGUUUGCUCGGGGGAUGUCUUGUCGCCAGAGGCCGAAGCUUUCGGGAAGAUGCUGCAAAGCGCGGGGCGGGAUGCGGAAGUCGUCAAAGUUGAAGGGGCGCAUGGGUUUGACAAAGCAUCUAGCCGUCAGCUCUUCCAGCCUGAUGCGAGGGAUUUUGCUUACGGCAAGGUGGUUGAUAGCUUGAAAGAUGUUCUGUAG
Fusarium coffeatum is the source of this 912-nucleotide messenger RNA. RefSeq lists its product as uncharacterized. Gene Ontology annotation, molecular function: hydrolase activity. The transcript has a single exon. The record is from RefSeq and is a predicted model, not a curated record. Bases 1 to 912 code for a protein of 303 amino acids. Lineage: Eukaryota; Fungi; Ascomycota; Sordariomycetes; Hypocreales; Nectriaceae.